Mesocricetus auratus (golden hamster) is the source of this 1123-nucleotide messenger RNA. Its product is annotated as speckle-type POZ protein-like. Gene Ontology annotation, cellular component: cytoplasm; nucleus. Gene Ontology annotation, biological process: regulation of proteolysis; proteasome-mediated ubiquitin-dependent protein catabolic process. The record is from RefSeq and is a predicted model, not a curated record. Gene Ontology annotation, molecular function: ubiquitin protein ligase binding. Lineage: Eukaryota; Metazoa; Chordata; Mammalia; Rodentia; Cricetidae.
UCCAAGUUCUUCAUUUCAGAUUCAUUUUAACUUCAGACUACCUCCAGUAGAAAUGUCAGAGGACAAAAUAGCCCAGAGCUGGGACUACAAACAUUUCAGGCUCCAGAGUUUCUUUUCCAAGUGGACCAUCGGCAGCUUCAGAUUUUCUAUGGAGAAAAUGCCAGACAGCAUUAGAAGCCCAACUUUCUCAACAGGGGAUAAUGACAAGUGGUGUUUGAGACUACACCCAAAUGGGGUAGAUGAAGAAAGCAGAGAUUACCUGUCAGUUAACCUAGAGUUGCUCAACUGCUCAAAGAGUCCCCCUUGGGCACAGUUCCAGUGUUGGAUCAUUAACAUCCAAGGGGAAAAAACUGAAACUACAACAAGGUCAAAAGCCUUUACCUUCCUGCCAGGCUAUGAAAGAGGUUUCAAAAGGUUCAUCCUUUGAGAUUUCCUCUUGGCACAUGUACAUCAGCUUCUCCCUGAAGACAAGCUAACCCUCCACUGCAUGGAAUCAUGUUCCAAGACUUAUAUCAGCAUCUCCGACCUGAGCAUGAAGCCAGGGAUCCAGGUUCCAAUGUGCAGGAUGGCAGAUGAACUAGGAAAGCUGUGGGAGAAUUCCCUCUUCCCAGACUGCUGCCUGGUGGUAGCUGGCCAGGAAUUCCGGGCUCACAAGGCCAUCUUAGCAGCUUGCUCUCCAGUUUUCAGAGCCAUGUUUGAACAUGACAUGGAGAAGAGCAGAACAAACCGCAUUGAGAUCCAUGAUCUGGAGCCUCAAGUCUUCAAGGCAAUGAUGGGCUUCAUUUACACCGGGAAGGCACCAGACCUCUACGCCAAGGCAGAUGCUGUGCUGGCAGCUGCUGACAGGUAUGGCAUGGAGCGCUUGAAAGUCAUGAGCCAGAGAGCCUUUGGCAGGGACCUCUCUGUGGAGAAUGCUGCCCACACUCUCUUCCUGGCUGUCCUCCAUAGUGCAGAGCAGCUGAAAACCCAGGCACUGGAUUUCAUUACAGCUCAUGCUUCUGAGGUCUCUCAGACCUCAAGCUGGAAGACAAUGGUGGCCUCAUAUCCCCACUUGGUGACUGAAGCAUACAGCUCCCUGGCUUCUGCUCACCACUCUUUACUGGAGGGCCCUUUCAAAGACCUG